Molecule: messenger RNA, 602 nt
Organism: Arabidopsis arenosa
Lineage: Eukaryota; Viridiplantae; Streptophyta; Magnoliopsida; Brassicales; Brassicaceae
Source: the annotation of a GenBank genome assembly
AUAAAUAGAACUGCUCGAGUAAGGUUCUAACUUGUAAUAGUGUAGAGAAAUAGUUGGAAGAUAUGAAUAUGAAUGAAGCAUCUGAGAAUGUUGCUGUUGAAUUAGCUGCACAAGGAGUUAUAGGGAAAAGAGUUGAUGAAAUGGAAUCAUGGUUUAUGAUGGCUCUUGAUUAUAUGAUCCAACUCGCUGACAAAGAUCAAGAUGAUAAGAGGAAGUCUUUACUUGAGGUUGUCAAGGAGACUGUCUUAUCUCAUCUUACGAAAAAAUGCCCUCCUCAUGCCAAUUAUUCCGGAUCGAAAACUACUAGCAAGGCUUGUUUUAAUCAGAGAGGAAGCAAGAAACAUGAUGGGAAGAGGUAUACUUGAUGAGAGAAAUGAUCGAGGUUUCACUACGCUGCCUGAAUCAGAGGUUUUGUGUGACAAACUAUUAUCUCCAUUACACUGUGUUUAUGAACGUAAUUAAAACGUUGAGAUACAAUGACUUGUUGCAUGAUCGUCGAAUAGGUGAAUUUCUUAACCAAAUUGGUAGCUCUCAAACCUGGAAAGACUGUGCACCAAAUGAUUCAGAAUGUAAUGCAAGGAAAAUAUAAGUUUGAAAUUGUA